AUGGGUGUUCCCACUUGGUGUUUGGCUGUGUUGCCCAUUUUGGUAGUUCUCUUUUGGCGUCGCAUUGUCGAUCGCCUUCGAUUGGUGUACUAUGUGGAUAAAAUGCCUGGUCCAUUUUCGAUUCCAAUCCUUGGAACAACUUGGCAAUUUCAGUGGGCCAUUGAGAAAUUCACGGCUCAACUCCGCGGCUGGGGUGAAUAUUAUGCGAGUCAAGGGCACGGAGUCGUGAGAAUUUGGCUUGGACCAAAACCAUUUGUUGUUCUCAUUAAACCCGAGUAUGCCAAAAUAGUUUUGGAAAGCAAUGAAUUGAUCACAAAAGGACCCGAGUACAAUCCAUUGCUUCCAUGGCUGGGAAAAGGAUUGCUCAUUGAAACGGGUGACAAGUGGCGAGUUCGACGAAAGCUUCUCACUCCCGCUUUUCAUUUUCGCGUCUUGGAGGAUUUUUUGACAACCCACGAUGAACAGAGCAAAAUUUUUGUGGAGCAACUGGAGAAAUUCGCGGAAAGCGGAGAACAAUUUGAUAUCUUUCCCUACGUGAAGCGCUGUGCUCUCGACAUUAUUUGUGAAACGGCAAUGGGCACUUGCGUUUCGGCUCAAACAAAUCCGAAACAUCCAUAUGUGCAAGCAGUUCAACGGAUGAACGAGCUCAUUUUCAUGCAACAAAGAAUGCCAUGGUUUUGGUUGAAACCAUUGUGGUAUUUGUCCGGCUAUGGUUACGAGGCUGAUCAACAACUCGACAUUUUGCUAUCGUUUACGAGGAAGGUAAUUCGCGAUCGAAUCCAAGACUUUGAGGCCGAUCCGGGAGCUUUCGAUAGACCAGACAAGAAAAAGGCUUUCUUGGACCUUUUAUUGAGCUCUCGAGCCGAGGGCGGACUUACCGAUGUGGAUAUUCGAGAAGAAGUUGACACAUUCAUGUUUGAGGGUCAUGAUACUACCUCAUCAUCAAUGGGAUGGACCCUUUGGUGUGUCGCACAUCACCCAGAGAUCUUGAAAAAGAUCCAAGCUGAAGUCGACUCUGUAUUUGGCUCAUCGGCCCGCAGUUGCACCAGCGAGGAUUUAAAACAACUGAAGUACCUCGAGAAAGUCAUCAAAGAGAGCCUCCGACUUUUUCCUUCGGUACCAAUUUUCACUCGGCGAGUCGAAAAGGACUUUGAAAUUGAUGGACACCUAUUCCCGAAAAACUGUGUGAUCGGAGUGACACCUUUGAUGAUUCAUCAAAACCCGGCGGUGUACGAUAACCCAGAUGUGUUUGAUCCGGAGAACUUUUCGGAAGAACGAGUCACAAAGAGACAUCCAUUUGCGUACAUUCCUUUCAGUGCCGGACCAAGGAAUUGCAUUGGUCAAAAGUUCGCUUUGAUGGAGGAGAAAACGAUGCUUUCGUGGUUUUUCCGCCGCUUCAACAUCACGGCUGAUUCACAGACAAAAUUCGAGGAAAAUAUUCCAUGUCCUGAGAUCAUUUUGAAGCCAUCGAUGGGCAUUCCUGUGCAAAUCUCGAAACGA
Mesorhabditis belari is the source of this 1500-nucleotide messenger RNA. The record is from the annotation of a GenBank genome assembly. NCBI's taxonomy places the organism in Eukaryota, Metazoa, Nematoda, Chromadorea, Rhabditida, Rhabditidae.